UUAUUAUUUGACUAGAACACGGAAGUAGGAUUAGAGAAUACUUUGUUUUGAUUUUGCAGUCCUUGUGUGAAGCAAAGAAAGAAAGACAUACUGACUGAACUAAGUAGGGUAACGUUACCCAAAUGUCAUUCGACUGAAAUAUGUCUAAACUACAGUUGUUGCGUUUGUUUUUAAAUGAGCGUUUAACGGCGGCUGCUGUGGAGAUUUUCGGUGCAGUUGAGAAAACGGUAGUAGAAUACCAGGAGGAGAAUGAUCGGCUACGGAGACUGCUGCGGAGGACACCGGGGAAUCAACUAUGUAGAAUAGACUCCCUGCAGUUCUCUGUCUCUGAAGAGGAGGUUCCCCCUGAGCAGCAGCACUGUGAGCAGGAGUGGAGUCCCAGUCUGGGGCAGGAGGACCCAGAGACCACACAGAUUAAAGAGGAACAGGAGGAAGUCAGGACCAGUCAGGAGGAAGAGCAGCUUCAAGGUCUAGAGCCUGAUAUCAUAGAGUUCGAUUUCACUCCUUCAGGUGUGAAAAGGGAAUGUGAUCAGGAGGACCAUCUUUGGUCCUUGACUCUUCCCCAAACCAAGACUGUGAAGAGCAGAGAGAGUGACUCUAAACCAGUGGAUCUCAAACCUUUUGUCACUGUGACCAACCUAAAGGGUCUCUACAUUCCCUGUGACCCUCCAGAUAAUCAAAACAAUGCCUCCAGCCACAGCUCAGCUGUAAGCAGUGACACAGUAGGACUUGACAACAGCCCACUAUUGGAUCCCAGCCCACUAUUGGAGAAACACUGUUCCAAACCCAGCACCACGUCUAGAAAAACUCACCACUGCCGUGACUGUGGUACAACGUUUCCUCUGAAAGCUGACCUGCAGAGACAUGUGACUCUCACCAGGAAGAGACCCAGUGAAUGUAGAUUCUGCAAAAAACGCUACAACUCCACCUGUAAACUGGGGGCUCAUGUCCAACUCUGUCACGAUGGGAAACCCUGCACCUGCCCUGUUUGUGGCAAGACCUUCAAACUCAAAAAAGAUCUUUCCAGGCACAUGAGGACUCACGCAGGAGAGAAAUAUUUUAGCUGUGGUGAUUGUGGGAAAGGCUUCAGUCUCAAGAAGAACCUAACCAGGCAUAAACUGAUUCACACAGGAGAGAAACCAUUUAGCUGUGGUGACUGUGGGAAAAGCUUCAGUCAGAAGGGGAACCUAAUUGAACAUAUAUGGACUCACACAGGAGAGAAACGAUUUAGCUGUGGCGACUGUGGGAAAAGCUUCAUUCAGAAGGGGAACUUAACAGAACAUAUACAGACUCACACAGGAGAGAAAUUGUUUAGCUGUGGUGACUGUGGGAAAAGUUUCAGUCGCAAGCACACUCUAACCGAACAUAUACGGACUCACACAGGAGAGAAACCAUUUAGUUGUGGAGACUGUGGGAAAAGAUUCAGACACAAGAAGACCCUAAACAAUCAUAUACUGACUCACACAGGAGAGAAACCAUUUAGUUGUGGUGACUGUGGGAAAAGAUUCAGUGUGAAGAGUAAUCUGUUUAUGCAUGUUAAAAACAUCCACAAAGAAAGAAAACUAUUGGGGCAUUCAUGUGCACAUCAGAAGUGGAAAACUUCCCAAUAAGGAAGUUGCAAUUCAAAUGCUUUAUUAUCUAAAUGUUGAAAGUGUGGGCAAUGGAGAGAAACAAAAUGGUGCAGUUUGAGGCCAUAUGACGGAGAGUGAUGCUGGAGAUGGGAGUGUGAGCAGGUGGGUCUGGGCAGGAGUGAUGUUGUGUGAUGUUUUUUGUUUGUAUCUUUUGUAUUGUGUUUUAAAGAAGAAGAAAAAAGAGAAGGAAGGAAGGAAGGAAGGAAGUCGCAAGUCUGACAUGAUUGUGUUCAAGUGCUUUUUGAAGUCGGAACAAUUCUUCAACCAUUUAAGAUUUUAGCAAGUUAGAUAAGCUAGCUAAUGUUGCUAACAAUACAUUUAGCUAACUUGCUUGAAGGUGCCGUUUGGGAUCUUAAAGGGAUACUUCGGGAUUUAGGCCUUUAGGAUUUAGGCCUUUAGAAUUUUAGGAUUUAGGCCUUUUAGGAUUUAGGAUUUUAUUUUACAAAUUGUAUGUCUCUGCAUCCAGUAUGAAGGAGGUUAGAGGUAGUUUUGCGAGCCAAUGCUAAAUAGUGUUAGCACAAUACCUGGAAGUCUAUGGUAUCUACUAGCAUGCUAGCAGUUGCCAUAGACUUCCAGUCAUUGCGGUAACACUAGUUAGCAACUUCCUUCAAACUACAUGCCGAGACAUAAAAAUGGCAUCCAUGAGUUCAUCUGAUUCAGGGGAAGUAGAUAAAGGGCUUCAUUGCCAAAAUCCUUAAAUAUCCCUUUAAGCAUUUCCAUUUUUUUAAUCAUAUUGUACAAAUUCUUUAACAUCCUAGAAAUUGCAAACAAUUUGUUUCAUAUCAUACGAAAUGGAUGACGUAGUACACAAUUGUGCUCAAUUUUCGUGGGACCCCUUUUUGGCUUGUGAUCACUACUUUCAAAACUACUGGCUGAAAAAAUACAAAAGCUCUGGAGCAUCACUUUAACAUUGCGAAUAUGGUAAAGAUAGCCUCAUUAUGUAGCUACAUUAUCCACUUUGACAAGAGUUAAGACAUCAAAGAGAUUCGCAUCACAGAGGAACAGUUACCAAAGGCUAGGAAGUGAAAUGGACAAACCAAGUUGUCAAGAAACAGAUUUGUCGUCAUCUUUUGAUUGAAAAGUUGAGAAGUCAGUGGGGAAGCGUCACAAACUCGGCAAUGGGUAACAGCGUCAUCUCAGUUUCCCACGUGUAAUUACGACUUGGAGGGAGGGCCAUUCAAGUGAAUCUUCCCAGUUGGAACUCCCAACUCCAAUAAAGCCAACAGCACAUGAAGGCCCAAUUUCGUUCUAGGAAUAGAUAAGAAUUGGGCUGCCCAUGUAAAUAAACACUGCCAAAGUCUGAUGUGUUCAGGUUAUUAUAUGUAACUCAGUUGGUAGAGCAUGGCGCUUGCAACGCCAGGGUUGUGGGUUCGAAGCUGACGGGGGACCAGUAGGAGACAUUCUGCAUAAGGGCGUCUGCUAAAUGACUAAAAUGUAAACAGGACUUCCUGGUUGUUUUGUUAGUCUCUCAGGUGAUGAGGAUGGUCAGACUGGUGUCAUUGAUACAUUAAAACAUGUUUUUACUUAACAGAAAAUAUCACCUUCAAUUUGUCCAAGAGUAUUUAUCAUCCAUUUUGACCUAAUGCUGCUCAUCGGUGUCCAGCUAAUGAUCCACCAUUUAUGACAUUCAUGGGAGUGUGUAAACUUAGUUUUUAUUACCAUAUAAUUGUUGUAUGUUAUGUACUUGAAAAUGUAUCAAUUGACCAAUUCGGCACAUUUGGGCAGACUUUUGAACAGUAACGCAAUGGUUCAUUGGAUCUGUCUAAAACUUUGCACAUACACUGCUGCCAUCUAGUGGGCAAAAUCUAAAUUGCGUCUAGACUCCUAAGUGAGAUAAUUGCCUUUCUUUUGCAUUUCAAAGAUGAUGGAGAAAAAAAUGUAAAAGAAAAUGCAUGUUUUUUUCAUUGUAUUAUGUUUUACCAGAUGUAAUGUGUUAUUCUCCUACAUUUCACAUUUCCUCAAAUUAAAAGUGUUCCCUUUCAAAUGGUA
Messenger RNA from Salmo salar (Atlantic salmon), 3620 nucleotides. RefSeq lists its product as uncharacterized. Gene Ontology annotation, biological process: regulation of transcription by RNA polymerase II. The record is from RefSeq and is a predicted model, not a curated record. Lineage: Eukaryota; Metazoa; Chordata; Actinopteri; Salmoniformes; Salmonidae. Gene Ontology annotation, molecular function: RNA polymerase II cis-regulatory region sequence-specific DNA binding; DNA-binding transcription factor activity, RNA polymerase II-specific.